Messenger RNA from Pipistrellus nathusii (Nathusius's pipistrelle), 885 nucleotides. NCBI's taxonomy places the organism in Eukaryota, Metazoa, Chordata, Mammalia, Chiroptera, Vespertilionidae. The record is from the annotation of a GenBank genome assembly.
AUGGCGUCCGCCUCUGGGGCCAUGGCGAAGCACGAGCAGAUCCUGGUCCUCGACCCUCCCACAGACCUCAAAUUCAAAGGCCCCUUCACAGAUGUAGUCACUACAAAUCUUAAAUUGCGAAAUCCAUCGGAUAGAAAAGUAUGUUUCAAAGUGAAGACUACAGCACCUCGUCGAUACUGUGUGAGGCCCAACAGUGGAAUUAUUGACCCAGGGUUGACUGUGACUGUUUCAGUAAUGCUACAGCCUUUUGACUAUGAUCCUAAUGAAAAGAGUAAACACAAGUUUAUGGUACAGACGAUUUUUGCUCCACCAAACAUUUCAGAUAUGGAAGCUGUGUGGAAAGAGGCAAAACCUGACGAAUUAAUGGAUUCUAAAUUGAGAUGUGUUUUUGAAAUGCCCAAUGAAAAUGAUAAAUUGGGUAUAACUCCACCAGGGACUGCUCCAGCUGUCACUUCAGUAAGCAUCAUCAACAAGCCAGGUGCAACUCCUUCCAGUUAUAGCACGAAGAAUGACCCCAAGGGACUCAAUGUGUUCAAACAGGAGAAGCAGAAGAAUGAUAUGGAACCUAGCAAAGCUGUUCCACUGAAUGCAUCUAAACAAGAUGGACCCAUGCCAAAACCACAUAGUGUUUCACUCAAUGACACUGAAACAAGGAAACUCAUGGAAGAAUGUAAAAGACUUCAGGCAGAAGUGAUGAAGCUAUCAGAAGAAAAUCGAUACCUGAGAGAUGAAGGCUUAAGGCUCAGAAAGGUAGCACACUCGGAUAAACCUGGAUCGACCUCACCUGCAUCUUUCAGAGAUAAUGUCACCAGUCCUCUUCCUUCACUUCUUGUUGUAAUUGCAGCCAUUUUCAUUGGAUUCUUUCUAGGGAAAUUCAUCUUGUAG